AUGUCCGACGGUGGAAAAACAGUGUCUGGCAGUGAAUAUAGGAAACGACGGGCGCCGAAGGAAGCUGACGAUAAGAAGCAAAAGGAUGCACUACAACGAUAUUUCAAGCCAAAGAGACAACGACCUAGCAGCGGCAAGGGUGGAAAAACAGGUCCUGAAAGUACAGAAACUAGUGGAGCUACUGCAGCUACAUAUUUAUCUUCAGGACAUGACCAGAGAGUUGACGAACACAGUACUGCGACCAGCGCAUACAGUAACAAUGCUGACGGUGGACCAUCCACAAAAUGUUCAACAGACCUCGUCUGGACUCAGGACCUGCUUUGUAACGAAAGCUCCGAGAUUGAAACAUCAGGCACAACUGAAAUUAAGCGACCCGAUUCGGAAAAUACCGGAGGAACAUCAGCCGAGGUAUUCACCACUGGAGAAGGGAUUGAAUGCGAGCGUAAACUAGAAGACACAAUUGACUCAGAUUCCGGAAGAUGGCCGGAAAUUAUUAUCGACUACAUUAGAACGACUUUGGUCAUGCGAGGUCCUCCCGAGCCCUUUAAGGAAGCUAGAGAAUGUCCUAAAAAAUCGGACAACCGGCGUUUCAGCCAUGUGCACUGCAGCUACUCUUUCAAGAAUUUAGAAGAAGCAGAUAGACAUUGCGUGGUGGGCGGGCAGGCGGCGGCCGUGGAGCGCUUCCCGUGGCAGGUGUCUCUGCAGCAGCGUGGCCGCCACCACUGCGGCGGCGCCCUGGUCAGGCCACAGUGGGCGCUGACGGCGGCACACUGCGUCGCCUCCUACUUUGGGCUCGGCCUCAGCGUCCGCGCCGGCACCUCCACCAGGGGCAGCGGCGGCGUCGUGCGCGCCGCAUCCAGUGUCCACCCCCACCCCGGCUUCUCCUGGACCUCUUUCGACUACGACGUCGGCCUCGUGAAGGUCGCGGAUCCCUUUGUCUUCGGUGCAACAAUUCAGGCAGCGGGACUGCCAUUAAAGGAACCGGCCGUGGGAUCGCUGGUGACGGUGACCGGCUGGGGCAGGCUGUCGGAGCACGGUCCGGCGGCCACCCAGCUGCAGGCGCUCACCGAGCCCGUGCUGGACCCGCGGCGCUGCGGCGAGGCGUACGCCUUCCUGGGCGGCAUCACGCAGCGCAUGCUUUGCGCCGGCUUCCCCGAGGGCGGUCGGGACGCCUGCCACGGCGACAGCGGCGGCCCGCUGGUGCAGCGCCGCCUCCUCGUCGGCGUCGUGUCGUGGGGCCUGGGCUGUGCGCGGCCCGGCCUGCCGGGCGUCUUCUCCAACGUCGCCACCCUGCGGCCCUGGAUCACUGAGCACAUAGGCGCCGCUUGA
Messenger RNA from Schistocerca piceifrons (Central American locust), 1329 nucleotides. Its product is annotated as trypsin-1-like. Gene Ontology annotation, biological process: proteolysis. Bases 1 to 1329 code for a protein of 442 amino acids. The record is from RefSeq and is a predicted model, not a curated record. NCBI's taxonomy places the organism in Eukaryota, Metazoa, Arthropoda, Insecta, Orthoptera, Acrididae. Gene Ontology annotation, molecular function: serine-type endopeptidase activity. The transcript is spliced from 3 exons.